Messenger RNA from Knipowitschia caucasica, 567 nucleotides. NCBI's taxonomy places the organism in Eukaryota, Metazoa, Chordata, Actinopteri, Gobiiformes, Gobiidae. The record is from the annotation of a GenBank genome assembly.
AUGAAGACAACGACGAAACUGCAGAUGACCAAAACAUUCAUCUUUUCAUGGAUUCCAGUGACUCAGAGUCUGUGCAAGAUGAAGACCUCUCCUGUCAUGAGGUUGAGAAAGUGGUCAAAGAGGAGCAGAGUGAAGCCAAUCCUCACAUACAAGAUGGGGAGGGGCAUGGAACUUAAUGAACAUGCUGCCGACAUAAACGAGCGCUUCACUCAACUGCUGAAUUCAGUCAACUCCAUCGAGGAGAAGGUGGCGGCUCUGGAGUCGAACGACUGUGCGGGAGAAACAUACUCAAAGAGGAGAAGACGGGUGCACAAUCCCAAGCUUGCGGAAGCAGUUCGCCGUCUUCACAACUCAAAGACUAAUCCCAGGCGCUACGAACCAGAGCAAGGACUAAUUUCUCCUCAUAAUGAGGCAGUGACCUCCUAUUUGCUCAAAGCAGUAUCUGAAAGUCAUGAUUUACACAAUGUUGAUAAAGACCGCAUUGUGUCCGCCUGUAAGACCUAUUACGAGACGCUCGGAGUCGAGCGAGAAGAAAGAGGCUGCUGGAAUCGAGACAGAGCGUCCUAG